UGGUAUUCCUGGGCUAUUGUGGGCGCCCUUUCUAUUCGGUUAGAUACUGAAGAUAGGCGUUUGGCAGCCAUAUCAAAAUUGGAGGGUAAUUCCGACGGGGGUCCGGAAGUUCCUUCUGGUGAUUUCCAAGGAAGUCCCACUGUGUAUCUCUCAUCUGGGUCCUGUUUGAUCGAUUGAUCGACUAAUCUUGUGGCGAUUUCGUCGUCCCUAUUUCCUGGGUUGUCGGUGAUACCCAUAGACUCAAGGUUCCAAAAUUGCUCUAUUUUAUUACUGGCAGGCAUUUCUUCCGGUGAGCUGUGCACGGCAGAAAGAGAAAUGCAGGUUAGCGAGGUAGGUGAAAUAUAAUGGGGUAAUUCACCGCAGAGCAUCGAACCAAAGUGAGUUUUUAUAAUGUGCAGAUUUCUUCCUAUUUUCCUGGAUCCGAGGAAGAAUCUCCAGAAUUCUCUAACUCCUAGUAGAAUUUCUGGUUCCCUAUUUUUGACGGGAAUGUUUUUGAGGUCUCGGUGGUUAGUAGGGAUCCGAGUUCCAUCCCAUUGAAUACACGGAAAUGCCGGGACGAUUUGCGGGAUUGAGCAAAAUACAACUUCUUCCCAUCUCCCAUUGGGCUUAUGGAGCCUAAUCUUGUGUCCAGUUGAGCGAAAUUUGACUUUAUCGGCGCCAAAAACGCGUACUGAGUGAUUGGAGGUAGAAACCCUCGGUGGUCUUAAACGGUCGACCAAAGAUUGAGAAAUGUAGGAAGUUUGGGAGCCGGUGUCCCAGAGACCAACAGUAGUGUAAAUUGGUCGAUUAUUCCCAGAGCUUAAUUUUAGUUUGCAGGUCAUCAGAAAGGUAUGCGGUUUAGACCCGGUUGCGGUCAUAGCCACUUCUGGGUUGGCGGGAACAUUCUGGUUUGUUCCGGGUUGAUUUUCAGAAUUCGUUCGCGAAUUUGUAUACACUUGCGGCGGUCGGUGAGUCAGACUAUUAACCGGUGACAAGUUUUCAUUCCCUCGAAAAUAGUUAUUUUUCUGCUUAGUUGGGUGACUAAUUUUUCUUUUGUAUUGCUCCCCUUUUUGGCGGGUGCAGAUAAUAAAGUGGUGCUUGCCGCCGCAGUUCCUACAUCUUUUGGUCGAUGUACACUGCCCGAUUUUAUGUCCUUCGCGUAAACAAUUCAAACACCUGCGUUGAGCCUGCAAGCGGGUUUUGCGGCUUUCGGGUGUUUGGAAUUUGCGGCAAACUGAAGGGAGGUGAUCUCCAGUACAAAGUGAGCAUUGGCCGACAUUCCUUUCAAUGGCUGUGAAUGUGCGGGUAAAGUUGGAUGAUGGCGAAUGUGCUGGCCGGUGACUCUUUGAUUGGCGAGUCGGCUGACUAUAUUCCCUUUGAAUGGACGGGACUCUCAAUCUCUUUGUGCAAAUUUCCACUUCCUCUCUUAUUGCUACUUGUUCUAAAAGGAAAUUCCUAAGUUCCUUAUGUGUCCAGUCUCCGGCUGGUGAACUUCGUUCCCUCUCUAUUAUUUUUUCAAUAAGAGUGGAAGGAAGUUUGGCCUUAAUUGUGGUGACUAGUAGGGACGCGUCUUCUUUUGUGCUGAAAUUGCAUUCUAAUUGUCUGCAAAUUCUUUCUAUGUUAUCGCAAAAGGUGCGAAGCGAAUCAGCGGUGUCCUUUGUUGGUGGUAAUUGAAGAAGCUCUGAUUGGAGAGUUUCUCUGAGGUUCCGGGUACUACCAUAUCUUCCUUUUAAACAUUCCACUAUAAUCGGGUAAUUUUCG
Meloidogyne enterolobii is the source of this 1740-nucleotide messenger RNA. Lineage: Eukaryota; Metazoa; Nematoda; Chromadorea; Rhabditida; Meloidogynidae. The record is from the annotation of a GenBank genome assembly.